CGGGGCUUCCUCUCAGCCUAUUUGUAUUUAGGAGAGCAGACAGACGAUUUCCAACAGCUGAGCUGCUGCUGUCGCGUCUCUCAGCAAGCGUGAUCAAACUCCGCCGCCGGAGCAUUCAACUCGCGCUGCUGCUGCUGUGCCAAAGGCAAAAUACAGUAGGGAUAUAAGGCGUCCAGAAGCCGCCAAGAUCUUCCAAUCCGCUCCUCCCUCCGGAUCAAUAAGAGCCAGCAAGGUCCUCCCCUCUAUGGGCGGAAAAAGAGCCCGAUGCUGUCCCUGCCAGACGCGCUGGUCGCCGGGGCUUUACGCAAUCGGUUCCAAACAGCGCAGCGUGGCGGCCGCCGGUUUCUCCCCUUUGGGGAGGGGAAGUAGGUGGAAGAAAAUGCAAGAACUUGACAAGAUUGAAAUCUUGAAUCCAGAAUGGAUUUGCCAACCCAAAACUGAUGGCCAAAUUCAGAAUGGUACAAAGCAGAAUAAUUGUGUUGAUAACCUUUUUGAAGAAGCUCAGAAAGUUGGGGCCGUAUGCUCAGAGCAGGCUAAGGCCGAUACAAUUAUUACAUUAUGGAAAAAUGGGUUUACAAUAAAUGAUAGUGAACUCCGAAGUUACACAGAUGUUGCAAACCAGCGCUUCUUGGAUUCCAUUAAAAAGGGGCAACUGCCUCUUGAGUUACAGAAGAUCUGUGACAAAGAAGAGGUCGAUGUGAAGGUGGAUGAUAAGAAGGAUGAGUUAUAUAUGUCACCGAAGGCAGUAUUUCAUCCUUUCUCUGGAGCAGGGUAUCGAUUGGGAAGUGCUACACCUAGAAUAAUUUCCAAAGUAAAAAAAAAAAGGGAAGAAACUGAAAAGAGAAAACCGACAGUAGUGCUAAAUAAUUCAGAACCUAUCACUAGAAUCCAGAUUUGGUUAGCAGAUGGAGCAAGGAUAGUACAAAACUUCAAUAUUUCUCAUCGAAUAAGCCACAUCAGAGACUUCAUAAUUGACUACCAGAGAUAUCAAGGAAGAAGACCUUUCACACUGACUACUUCACUUCCUUUUCGAGAAUUAUUGAAUGAAUCUCUCACACUAGAGGAAGCUAACUUAAAAAAUGCUGUUGUUGUGCAAAGACUUAAAAAUAAUAUUGAGCCUUUCCGGAGUUUCUCUUCUUAGUAUUCUCUACCUAAAAGAAAGAACAGUUGCAGGAAAGGUCUUGGAAAUGUGGAAGACAAUAUGCAUACAGUAGGUCCCCAGUUGUGAUUAUUUUAAUGUAGAACAUUCAACUGUUAGUUGAGUGAUUUUAGCUGAAUCACCUCCACUUAGGAAUAGCAAUAAUUCCGGUCUUUUAUAUGAGAUCUACAAUGCUGCUUUGAAAAGGUAUGCAAUGUAUGCUGAACCCCAAAGGUUUUUUUUAUAUAUAUUUUGUUCGUUUGUUUUAAAUAGCCUGGCAGAAAGUAAUAGAGCCAACCCUACUGAACUGGGCAUUCUGUCACCAGUAAAGGAACGUGUAGGGAAAAUCUUGAAUAUUUCUGUAAGUUUGAAGUUGAAAAAAUUUUGAAAGCACAAUUUGACUUCAUUCUUGCUUACUUUUUAUCUGUUAUAGUUUGAUAUAUUUUAUUCUAUCAAUGCUACAGUAUGAUAUUGACAUAACUUAAUAUAUACAUUUCAUUUGUGCAGAAAAAUACCGCAGGUACAGUUUUUAAGUGUAGUGGCUGUUUCUUUUGAAAAUGUGUCUCCCAAUGUAUGCUUUAGGAUAUCAGAGGAGCAAAUGACUAAAACAGCAUCAUGUCACAACCUCUUUCAUAUGUAUAUAUAAUACACACACGAAAGAAUUGUGAUUCUGGUUUUACUAUUUUGACAAGUGUAUUCCCUAGGGACAUCUGACUGUACAUGUCGGAAUAAUUCCACAUGUAAUAAUUCCACUUUAAUUAUAUGGGCAUACCUCUGGAUAGACCUAAAUUUCAAUUGCAUUUUAUGCCAUUAAAAACAGAGAAAUACAUUAUCUGUAGUCCUGAAUUAUUUAUUUAGAACUCAGCUCUACUGCUUUACUCCUAAGGAAUGUUUCGGUUGUUAGUUUUCAGAUUGAAGCACUGAAUAAGGAGUCUGCCUACUACAGUAUAUGAGAAAUAACUUUCGGCUUUAAAAGGCAAGCCUUCUGCCUUUGGUUUUCUAAAUAGAAGCAAGCUUUGAGAACACGUUUCAAGCAACCAUUAAGAAAUGAAGCAGAUUUAAGUGCAGUAUUAGAACUACAUGUUUGAAUUGAUUCAAAGGCAGAUGGUUUAGGAUAUAAAAUACAGCUUUCAUCAUUGAAAAUGUCUUGGCAGAUGGCAGUUCUGGAUAGUCUCAUCUGGACUUGGAAGCUAAGCAAGAUCAGCCUUGGUUGCAACUUGAAUGGGGAAGCUGCCAGGGAAUUCCAAAGGUGUAGAGUAGGCAGUAAAUUUAAGAAACAAAAUCCCAUAAGGAAGAGGAAAACCAAUUCUGUACUGUUGCCAAAAUUUUGCAAAAACAUUUCAAUGAAAUUAUCAACUCAAACAGUAGUUUGUCAUUUAGGAAGUCUGAAAUCAUUAGAAAUACCUUUUAUCAUGUUGGUUUGAUGGGAUGGGGUUUAUCAAGUGGAAUCAUAUUAUUAAGUCCUCCUACCUACAAAAUUAUUCUCAUUAUUCAUUUAUUACAACUGACGUUUUAAAAAUGCUGGAUAUGAAAGAAACAAUAAUAAUCAUUUGAAAAAUUAUUAUCUGGCCUGAUAUCCAAAGGAAAAGGGGAUAAGAAGGAAAUUGGGCAGAAUCCUAAUUCUUCAAAGCUGUUGAUCAGGAGAAAUGGCCUGGAGGACGAGGAGGCAAGUCACAAUUGGGCCAACUUGCAGAGGAGAAUCCACCUUGCCUUCUGUGGAUAAUUCAAACAUGUAUUUUCCAAAACGUCCUGCUCUUGAUCACCUGACAAGGUCACUUUCAGGAACAAGAACAGCUGCAUGGGACUUGAACAUGGCUCCUGCCACAUUAGCAGGAACUAGAAUUGAAUAAUUAAGUCCGCCCCUGCUAUCAUAUUCAUUUUUUUUUAUUAUUAAAUUAAGAAGUAUAAGUGAGCUUUGCAGCUGGGACAUUUUUUUUCCUUGAUAAUCCAUCUCAGAAAAUAAGGCCGCCUUUCUCCAUCUGUGCUGCAACGAAGGCAUCAGACAAAUUAUCCCAGAAUACCUGUUGUGUGUUUUUUUUUAAUACAUCAGAAAUGGGAUUUUACCAUCAGGAUAUAUUACUUGGCCUUAUUUGUGAAUUCCAUUGUUCAUUGGUUGCUUUUUUUUUUGGCAUGGCUGGAUAUGCAUCCAAUUUAAUUUUUUUCCCGUUAUUGUGGUAUGUGAGCCAAGGCUUUUUAGGUUAUGAACUUUGGCUUGUAACUUAAGAAUGAUGUGUGAACCCAGCCAGUAAUGUCUAACUUAUUAACUCAUCAUUGAAUAAAUCUUGGCCUAGGAAAGUAUACAUCCAGUAUUUUUUGUCUCUAGAUAACUAUGUUUUAGCAAAAGCACAUAAAUUUAUAUACCGUUUCACAGUGCUUUACAGCCCUCUCUAAGCUGUUUACAGAGUCAGCAUAUUGCCCUCAACAAUCUGGAUCCUCAUUUUACCAAUCUUGGAAGGAUGGAAGGCUGAGUCAGGAUCAAACUGCUGGCAGUCGGCAGAAUUAGCCUGCAAUACUGCAUUCUAACCACUAUGCCACCACACCUGGGUGAUUUAGGUCACCCAAAUCCUGUGGAGUUACUUUUUUUACCUUUUUUCUACACCUUUCAUUUUAGUGUAGGUUAUGCAUCAUAACCUACACUAAAAUGCUGAUGCAUCAUAAUGGUGCAGUGGAUAGCCAUGGGGCUUUCCUACAUCCCAAGGCUAAACGUAAGAGAUCCUGCUAGAUUCAAACUAAGUAUAAUGCUUGGCUUUAUUUAAUUUUUAUGGAUUGAGCCAAUUAAUAAACCAAAGUAAAGCAAAAUAAGGCUUUGCGUGGUAUAUGACGUGGAUCUCCUCCAUCUGCAAAUUACCUCUAGCUAGCGACCAAGAGGAGGAGCUAAGAGUCAAAGCUGACUAAUAUCAUCCCUAGACCAAAAUGAAUUUUAAGCAUUCUUUAAAAAAAUAUUUUUAUGUAUGGAUGUGUGCAUGUAUUUUUUAAUUGGUUAAAUGCUUUAACACUAAACUAGCUGAUAAUAAAUGAUAUUAUGAUCCUCCAAGUCCCUUGGAUUUUGCAAAAACCAAUAUGGAAUAUAGACUCACAAUUUGAAACAGAAUAUAAUGUCAUUUCUAUUACCAUUGUAUCUUCUUUUGUGUAAGAAUUGAUUUUACUGAUGCAGACUAAUGGGGAUUUUUAUUUGUAAAUUCCUGCAAUGUAAUAAAUCUAAACAUUCUUCAAAAUCAUUAAAACUUUGCAAGGUUUACAGACUUCCCUA
Pantherophis guttatus is the source of this 4388-nucleotide messenger RNA. The record is from RefSeq and is a predicted model, not a curated record. NCBI's taxonomy places the organism in Eukaryota, Metazoa, Chordata, Lepidosauria, Squamata, Colubridae.